Messenger RNA from Symbiodinium natans, 1059 nucleotides. The record is from the annotation of a GenBank genome assembly. NCBI's taxonomy places the organism in Eukaryota, Dinophyceae, Suessiales, Symbiodiniaceae.
AUGUCGGUGGAUCCGGAGUUGGUUUCCAAAAUCCAGGCAGCUUCUGCCAAGGCUUCUGCAGCCCUCGGCACGGCAGAUGCGCUUUUAAUCUGCACUGGCGCAGGUAUGGGGGUAGAUUCAGGCUUGGGAACUUUCCGUGGCCGCUACGCAGGCGUCUGGCCACAGCUGAAAGCCAUGAGGAUGGACUUCAGCGAGAUGUCGCAGCCAGUGUUUUUUGAUUGCGACCCACGCUUGGCCUGGGCUUUCUGGAAGUUCCGGCAUGAUGCCUACACGCUUGGCAAGCCGCAUGAUGGUUACCGGCUUCUUUCACAAUGGGGCCAGAUGAUGAGAUAUGGGUGCUUCUCGGUGACGUCGAACAUCGAUGGCCACUGGGAACGUACAGAAGGCAUUGGCGAAAAGAAGCUUUACGAAUGCCAUGGAGCACUCACGCGGAUGCAAUGCGUUGACGAUCAUGGCAGCAUAUGGGCGACGGACCCGGAAGGGAAAAUCUGGAGGACUGAUCCCGAGGAAAUCGCCAAAAUAGCCGUGCCAGAAUGGGACCUGUCUCCGGGAGAGCAGGUCAUCGUACGAUAUUCUGGUGGCGAGGCAGAAGCAGUUGUGCAGGAAGAUGGAUGCUCGUUGGAGGUCAAUGGGCGCCCAGUUGCGGCUGAGGCCGUGCGCCGGAAGGACGGUCCAGAUCUCCUCAGGACAUUUCCUGCCUCGCCUCUGCCUUUGAGUCCAGAGAAGAAACCAGCCCGACCAAACGUCCUCAUGUUCGGUGACCGGGGCGUAAACUGUGCCGUCAUUUGUCAGCAGAGGCGUGCUUUCCAGGAUUGGCUGGGGCAGAUUCCUCCCUCUGCAAACCUGGUGGUAGUUGAAGUUGGAGCGGGCAAAGCAGUGCCAACUAUCCGCCAUCACUCCGAGCGAGUCUUGGAGGACUACCCGAACGCAAAAAUGAUUCGAAUCAAUUGGGAUGAUAGCGAUGUGCCCCAGUCCUUGAAAGCGAGGAGCGUAUCCAUCGGAGGGCUGGGUGCAUUAGAGGUCUUGACCCGCAUUGACCGACAGCUUUCAGGCACUUAA